AUGGAAAACACCGCGACCAUCCCCAGCGCCCCUAGCACAACGACCGCAGUUGCAGCCGUGAUAACUACGCCUACUCCUUACCCUACAAAUAUGGAAAGUGGCUACACAGAGUUCUAUCAGAACCCUGAUAUGGGAACAGACUGCGCUAGUGGUGUCUGGCUAGACUACUACUAUUGUAUUGCAAAUAAUGACCAGGCUUCAUCAUCGGCCACAGUAGGUUCUACCUCCCACACUAUCACUAUUCGACCGGGCGCCACAUAUACAGAAAUCACCCCCCAAAGCAAAAUUCCUCCCAUAAAGGUCAAAAGUGAAAAAACAGAUAAGACUGAGUCUGAGGACACAGGAGAUAACGAUAACACGGGAGAUAACGAUGACACCGGCGAUGACGAUGAUAAUACAGAUGACACCGAUAAUACAAGUAGCAUGCACGGCGAAUUCCUGACUCAUUUAUCGUAUCUAGUGGAGGGUGGCGGUGGUGGCACAACUGAAGACAUACCUAAGGUAUCCGAGGAUGAGGAUUGCACUUCCAUGGUCACAGCAACCAUUUGUACAGUCCUUGUGCAGAUAAUUUCGACAAGUAGAAUGACUUCUGCAACUGUUAGCUCCUCCACAUAUUGUGGCCCGACUGAAGGAUGUUCAGCCACUCCAUCCACUACAACAUCGACCAUAACCACCACAGGAACCUACUUAACCGAGACCAAUAGCUUCAUGUAUGUUUCUGAGCCUGUUGAAGAUUCAUCACUGCUAGCUUCGAUCGCGAGCGGCAUUGUGAGCCGGCGGAACGCUAUGGAUGCCACGCGCUGGGGAUCGGCAACAGCAACUGGCUCCAGUACUAGUAGCUCCUCCACUGGCACUUCCUCCACCAGCAUUUCCUCCACUAGCAUUUCCUCCACCAGCACUUCUUCCGCCAGCACGGAUGACCAAAGUAUAAGUACCUCGAGCAGCUCAUCUAGCAGCGCCACAAUUGAGGCCAAUACUCCCCCAACUUCCGACUACUACGAGCUAAAUAUGUACUCGGAUAGUACUUGCGGGAGCUAUCUCACCGACGAUGAAGGAAGCACAAGUGAUGUUGGCUGUAUCGCCUGGGUAACGUCCGGCGGCUCCGCUGUCUACCCUCUCUUUGACGAAUCCGUUUUCUCGAUCGCGGCAUACUCAGGGGAUUCUUGCGACUCGUCGGAUAAAUUGAUGUCAUUCAAUUCAGGCACAUGUUACGAGCUUGAUAUUGAGAGUGGUAAGGGAAGUUGGAAAAUUACCAAACUGUAA
Messenger RNA from Penicillium odoratum, 1263 nucleotides. Its product is annotated as glycoside hydrolase. The record is from RefSeq and is a predicted model, not a curated record. The transcript has 5 exons. Bases 1 to 1263 code for a protein of 420 amino acids. NCBI's taxonomy places the organism in Eukaryota, Fungi, Ascomycota, Eurotiomycetes, Eurotiales, Aspergillaceae.